CAAGCGGUUUCAGUUUAUUCCGAAGUUCAAACUCCCAUCUAUGAGGUCGGAAGCUAGUGAAAAGAUCGAGAAAGAAGGAGCGUAGGAGCGUAGGGAGGGAUACUUUCGAAGGAAUCCGCCUACAUCACCACUUUGGUAUGGAAACUCUACCUUAGAAGCAUAAGUGGAAAAAUUCAAACUUACCGGUAUCUAACCAUGAGAACAUGAGUUCCCGGUCGGUCGAUGAUACCUAUGAGGAAGGAGUAUUUAAACCCCGAGUUGAGUUAUUCGUUAUCGUUCUUCCUUCUUUGAGUGUUGAGUUCGGACGAGGAAAGCAAUAAGAAGGAAAGAAUCAUAACUAUACACGCCCAGCUUCUCUGGCAAAUAGAAUCAUACGUCCCGUAUCGAACUCAGGAAGGGAAUCAAUGGGAAUCUAAAAUGAACUUUAGAGCUGCUGCAAGGAAUUAGCAGGAACCAGCAAGGAAAAAGGAAUACAACUGAGCAAUCCAACUGGUAUUGAACCGGAUACCAUAAAGAGUUCAAGUUCGAUCCAUUAGCGCCCAGAGGCAGCGCACGCCCGACAAAAAUCCUUCACAUUUGUCGUAAUGGUAGGCCACCGGAGUCCUGCCAAUAGAAUCUUUCUUACUGUGACUUCAGGCUCCUCUUCUAUAUUGUUGCAAUAAGCUGGGCUAUCUCUUGCUUCAAUUUGCAGCGGUUGCAAGUCAACCCCACAGUCUAUCUUAGUCAUUGAGGCUAAAGUGGGCAGAGCAUCUGAAAAUUUCUCCAAUUGCUGGGAGAGAGAUUUCUGAUAAGGGAUCAGACCAUUCCUGGUGUUCGAACUAGUCAUUAAUGGUCGGCUUAAUUCGUAUCCUUUCGGUAUGUGUUGUGAACACUUUCAUUUUGAGCCUCUCAUCUUCUCUAGAGAAGCAAAACUCUAACGGAUAGAACAGAUGGUCCAACUACAACACUUUUUCUUUUUAAUUACUUCCAUGGUCGUGCCUCGUGGCACGGCAGCACCCGUACUAUUGAAAUGGUUCGUCAGUAGAGAUGUUCCCACAGGUGCCCCUUUUUCCAAUGGUACUCUAAUUCCUAUUCCUAUCCCUGAAUUCCCUCUUUUGGUCUAUCUACAUUCAAGGAAAUUCAUACGCUCCACAGACGGAGCAAAAAGUAGAGUCUUGGUCAGAGCAAGCCGUCCUAUUCUAUUACCAGACAUAAUUGGGAGAAGCUCAUCCGAAACUAGAGCUAGAAAGGCCCUAUUUCGUUUCGUUCCCGUUCUUCAUUUCCUUCUUCUCGAAUCCAAGGGGGACUUACCAUAUUUAGAAUCUUUCUGCGGUGUGCUCCGUUUACUAUUCUUUCGUACUUUCUUCUUUGUACCACGCGAUAGGUCAGCGAAGCGUGAGCGGGCGCGGAGAAGGAAAGGCCAGGAACUUCGGACUAACGGGAAUGAGCAACGACGAAAUGAGAAGAUGAGGUGCCCCGGGCACCCCCAUUUAGAAAGAAGGGUCGAAGCUUUUCGGCCUGUAGCUUUCCCCGUCCCCCCUUUGUCGGGGGGUGCUUGUGGGGGGGAUGCGCCACCAGAAAUCGGGCUUGAAGCUCUCACCUUACCAACAAGCCGACAGCUGAUUUAUGUUGGUCACGACGACUACCAAAAAGCUCCAAUGAAGAUGAAUAUUUCACAUGGAGGAGUGUGCAUCUUUAUGUUGGGUGUUUUUCUGUCGUGCGACCCGGCGGCUUAUGUGCGACCUGUGGCCCACGCCUCCUAUUUGUUCAGGGCGGGCGGCGUGAACUCUGAUUCGAGGAGGGUAUUCAAUCCCGCCGCUGAGAUGCUCAGUUGA
Messenger RNA from Andrographis paniculata, 1814 nucleotides. RefSeq names its product cytochrome c biogenesis CcmF C-terminal-like mitochondrial protein. The record is from RefSeq and is a predicted model, not a curated record. Gene Ontology annotation, biological process: cytochrome complex assembly. Bases 930 to 1814 code for a protein of 294 amino acids. The transcript has a single exon. Lineage: Eukaryota; Viridiplantae; Streptophyta; Magnoliopsida; Lamiales; Acanthaceae.